This is a messenger RNA of Peromyscus californicus insignis, 7196 nucleotides long. RefSeq names its product zinc finger and BTB domain containing 25 (gene Zbtb25). Bases 570 to 1934 code for a protein of 454 amino acids. NCBI's taxonomy places the organism in Eukaryota, Metazoa, Chordata, Mammalia, Rodentia, Cricetidae. The transcript is spliced from 4 exons. Gene Ontology annotation, molecular function: RNA polymerase II cis-regulatory region sequence-specific DNA binding; DNA-binding transcription factor activity, RNA polymerase II-specific; protein binding. The record is from RefSeq and is a predicted model, not a curated record. Gene Ontology annotation, biological process: regulation of transcription by RNA polymerase II. Gene Ontology annotation, cellular component: nucleus.
CCGGGGAGAGGGGGUGUUUUUGGUCCGUUGGAGCUGUCAGUCGGGGCCCUGGAAGGAAAUGAGCAACGGCGGGCGAGUGCUGGGGCGCGCGGCGCCUGGAGCCGCCCGCCCUUGGCCGUGGGCCGCCGGGGCCUCCUAACGCAGGCGGGAUGGCGCGAGCGCGCGCGCGGGCGCGGGCCCUGCACAGCCUUGGAGCCCAUCCCGCCGCGGGCCGGGCUCCCGAUCGGGCGCAGAAGUCUCAGUCGGUCGGUGGCUGCUGGCUCCGGGCGACCGCGCCAGGCCUGCGGCUCUAGCUAGUGGGCGGGUGUCCAGAUCAGGCGGCGCUACCAUCACUGUCCCCUCCCCCAUCCAGUGUAAGACACCGGACCUAAAGAGCGUAGUGUUGCUUGAUGAAGAUCCCGCACCUUUCCUGGUUAGGUUUAGAGCUGCAGACACUUUUUUGCCACUGAAUUUGUACCAGAUCUGCCGUGUCAGUUCAGCCUGCUCCGGACCAUGUAUCCACCAGACGGGAUGACACUUGGCUUGCAGGACUUCUCAGGUUGAGUGAGAAGUUAGGCCUGGCCCUUGGGAUGACUCUAGAGAGUCGUAGGCACGGCACUCUUUCUGGAGCCACAAUGGAUACUGCCAGCCACAGCCUUGUCCUUCUGCAGCAGCUGAACAUGCAGCGAGAGUUUGGUUUCCUGUGCGACUGCACAGUUGCAAUUGGAGAUGUUUACUUCAAAGCCCACAGAGCAGUGCUUGCUGCUUUUUCCAACUACUUCAAGAUGAUAUUUAUUCACCAAACAAGUGAAUGCAUAAAAAUACAACCAACUGACAUCCAGCCCGAUAUAUUCAGCUACUUGUUACAUAUUAUGUACACAGGAAAAGGGCCAAAACAGAUUGUGGAUCAUAGUCGUUUGGAGGAAGGGAUCCGAUUUCUCCAUGCUGACUACCUUUCCCACAUUGCAACUGAAAUGAAUCAAGUGUUCUCUCCAGAGACCGUGCAGACCUCAAAUCUGUACGGUAUUCAGAUUUCCACAACCCAGAAACCAGCUGUCAAACAAGGGCCGGAGAUCAAAGAGACUCCUCCCAGUAGCAGUGGAAACAGAGCUGCUGUCCACAGUGACCACCCCCAGCUGCAGCUCUCUCUUGCGAUUGGCCUAGAUGACGGAAGUGCAGAGCAGCAGAGGGCCCAUCCUGCUGCCCAGGCCUUGGAAGAGCACCAGAAGCCCCCAGUGUCCAUCAAACAGGAGAGAUGUGAUCCGGAGUCUGGGAUCUCCCAGGGCCACUCCUCGUCCUCGUCAGAAGUGACUGGCCCCUCUUUUACAGAAAACAGUAUCAGGGUCCACUUGUGCCAUUACUGUGGGGAGCGUUUUGAAUCUCGUAGUAGCCUGAGACAGCACCUCCACACACAUGUGUCUGGAUCUCUCCCAUUUGGUGUCCCUGCUUCCAUUUUGGAAAGUAAUGACCUUGGUGAAGUGCAUCCACUUAGUGAUGGCAGUGAGGCCCUUGAAUGCCGGAGGCUUAGCUCCUUCAUCGUCAAGGAGAAUGAGCAGCAGCAGCCGCCGCCGCCUGAGCACUCCAGCCGAGCUACUGCAGAGCCUUUACAGAUCAGUCAAGUAUCUUUGAUCUCCAAAGACACCGAGCCAGUAGAAUUAAACUGUAAUUUUUCUUUUUCAAGAAAAAGAAAAAUCAGUUGUACCAUCUGUGGCCAUAAAUUUCUUCGAAAAAGCCAGUUACUGGAACACAUGUAUACACAUAAAGGUAAAUCUUACAGAUAUAACAGAUGCCAAAGGUUUGGAAAUUCAUUGGCCCAGAGGUUUCAGCAGUAUUGUGACAGCUGGCCUGAUGUCCCCCCGAAAGGUUCUCGAUUGUCACAAGAACAUUUAGACUUGCCUUGUGCCUUAGAGUCGGAGCUCACACAAGGGAGUGUGGACGCCAUCCUUGUGGGGUAGCAGCUUCUCCUUUAGAGUUUUUAUACCAGUCUUGGAAAAGAUUCAUACACCGCUUUUAAUUCAUAAAUUAUUUACCUUCUCAUGGUCUGUUGACUUAAAAUAAUCUGUCCCUGGUUUUGAGGUUGUGCAUACCAGUUCUUAUAAGACAUGGAUAUUAAACAUGACUUUCAAAUUAUCCCAUAAGCUUUUUUAUAAAUUAUAAUUUGAAAACCAGAAGUUAAUGUAGAAACUUUAGAGUGACUGAUUGUUUAUAAAAUCUCUUGUUUUUCCAGGUUGCAGAAUCAGUAAAAUGAACUUGACUAUGAAGCAGAUGAGAUCUGUGUUAAAGAAUAUUUUAGAGACUGGCAAUGAAGGUCAUCCAUAGAGGGCUUUCUAGAAUGGGUGAGACCCUAGGUUCAGUCUCCAGAGCACACACACGUACACACAAACCCACUUCUAAGCUGUUACUCUUGUCUCAUGUUUCAUAGGAAUAUGUCCUUAAGAAAAUGAUUUUUAGCCAGGCGGUGGUGGCGCACGCCUUUAAUCCCAGCACUUGGGAGGCAGAGCCAGGCGGAUCUCUGUGAGUUCAAGGCCAGCCUGGUCUACAGAGCGAGUUCCAGGAAAAGCGCAAAGCUACACAGAGAAACCCUGUCUCGAAAAAACCAAAAAGAAAAAGAAAAAGAAAAUGAUUUUUAAAUAUUUUCUGCCAUAUAGGAAAUCAGUAGUUAUUUCAAUGUAUAACUAUAUAUUAUAAUGUAUAAAAAGUUUGUUUUAAGACAUGGCUAUACCAAAUCACAAGUAGUUUUAACUCUCUACUUCCUGGCAUCCCAACCUCUUACAUGGCCUUUUAUUUACUUAACAUCAAGUAUACCUCAUUUUUGAUAAAAAUAUGUCAGCUAAAAUAAAGGGCUGGAGAAGUCAGUGGUAAAGAAGUCGUGAACAGAGAAACCGGUCCAUCCACAUAACUAAGCACAGAGGCAGGUCCGUGAACUAACCCUGGGCCGGGUAACCACAUCCACAGUGUGUCCUUAGACACCGGAAGAACAGUUUCAGAUUUUAUAACGAGGUUUACCUGAGUUUAAAGAGGAAAAUAACAGGUACAAAUCCUCUCUCUACCUUAACGUAGCAGAAUCUUCUGGGCUGUCUGGGCUGACGGUAGUUCUCUGAAAGUCACUCUUAAAGGUAAUUUUGCAGUGGCUUUCACUUUUUUGUUAGUAGAACCAGUGAAGUAGAUCCAUUCAGAUUCCAGACCUAUUUAAAUCCACGCUGGCAGCUCUCCUUCUGUGAAUAUACUUAUCAUCCCUUCUACAGCGGUGCCAUUUAGAAACCUAAAACCCCAGGAAUAUUGAAGUUGAUGGACUAAGUGAUGGAUUUUCUGUACCUAGAAAAUAGCCCAUCACAUUUCAUUGUUUCUGAAGUGUUUAAAUCUGAAGCUCGUACUCAAGGAUAAGAAGGCAAGAAAGACUGCGGAACAGCCCCCUCCUCUUCCUUUCCCUUUUAGAGUCUGAGCUUCAACAGGCAUUUGAGGGGCAUUUGAGAUGGUCCUGUCCCCUCACCCCCCAGCCUGGAAACAAGAGUCUUGCCCAGGUCGGCCUUAAGCUCUGUUUCAGCUUCCCGAGUGGCCAGGACCGUGGGCGUGUGCCAUCCCACAGAUACUUGAGUACAUCUAAUAAAUGUUGUUGUCGUGCUUAGACUUUAGCCACAUGCAGUGUCUAAGCUACCCCCCCCCCCAUAGAACACCCCUGAAGACAUUGCUUAGAGGUCCCACCACCUCUGGCUGUGAGGAGCCCAGAGUAAUCCAGCUAAUUCUGAAACAAGUUUUUCCCUGGGUAAAUAGUAAGUUCAGGUGAAUAACAAAGUAGUAGUUUUAGGGUCCUCUAGUCCCAGAACUCAUGAGGCUGAUCUCUUGUGAGUUCAAGGCCAGUCUGGUUUACAUAGUGAGUUCUCGGCCAGUUAGAGCUACAUAGUGGGGCCCUGUCUCAAACAGACAAAACCCCACACAUGCACACCACACACCACACCAAAGUGGCAGCUCCAUUGUUCUUAGUCUUUUGAGACAUUCUUGCUCUACGGCCCAUGCCGUCCUUGGACUCGCCACCUUCCUCUCCUGCCUCCUUAGUGCUGGGAUUCUGGGCUGCACCACCAGCUAGGCUUCCAAGUGGUGACUUAGGAGGGCCAGGUGAAGAACCCUAGUGGGCACUGCCUUAAGGAAGUUGAAUUUCUCACUUAGAGAAUUAGCCUCUAGGGUCAAGACCUAUGUGUUGAGAGCAAAAUUGAGCUAGUGGUAGGACCUAUUGUAUUGGGGUGUUGGUUAAACAAGUAUGCUGUUUGGGGAGAGGGUUACAAUUAUAUGUAAUCUUAAACUAGUAAUUUAUCAAAGCAGUAUUCAGCCAUACUACCUUCAAUGAUUUAACCUUAUAGAAACUUGAAUCCUGAUUUCAUGUAUUUUUAAGCUAUUUAGGAUAUAUUCCCUACUUUUAAUUUUUUUUUUUUUUUUUGAGAUAGAGAGUCACAUUUAGCCCAGGCUGGCCCCAAACACUGUAUAGCUGAAGAUGGCCUUAAACUCAUGAUCUGCCUGCUCUACCUCCAAGCACUGGCAUUAUAGGUGUGCUCCCCAUGCCCAGCUCUCCCUAGCCUUCACAGAUAUAAAAGAACCUAACAAUUCCCAUUUAAAACUUUUCAACUUCUCUAUAAUCUUCCCUGCGUACCAAGUCAUUAGUCUUACACACAAGAAGCCCUUUUAGAGCUAAAGGGUAGGAACAGAGAUUUACUUUGCGGGUAGGUAAGUGGGUGUAGCAGCUCAAGACCAUCUGGAGAGGUGCCAGAAGACAUGCCUACAGCUCAUGUCUAUUUAAAGUGGAACUAUAUGUGUAAAGUUCUCAAAGAGUUAAUAAACAUAUAUCGGUAAAUAAAAUGGAGCCAUGCGUGGAGUCUGGGGAGAUCGCUCAGUAACAUGAUUGCUGCUCACAAAUUUGAACGUGAAGUGAGAGCUAGGUGUGGAGUCUGUAGUCCCCAUGCUGGUGGUGGUGGGGCAGAGGCAGGAAGAUGGCAGGUGCUCUCAGGCCAGCCCUGCAGAAAGGAGCUCCAGGUUCAGUGAGACUCUUGUCUCAAAAAACUGAGGUAGAGAAGUGAUUGGGGGAGACGUUGUGUUACCAGUCUCUGGCCUCAACACAUGUCCACAUGAGUACGCACACCCAUAUACAUGCAUGCAGGUCCCCCCCCCCCCCCCCGACACAUACAGAAUAAAUAAGAGGGACUCUAUCUCUGUAAGCUUUAAAAAGAUAUUAGUUCACCUGACUCCUAUCGUUCUCAAAGUUCCUUAGUGCUAAGCACUUCACUUGAUUCUUCCCCUUAUCUAUAAAGUUUCUUUUAAUAUUAAACCAAAAAGACAAAAUGCUGGGUCUUGCCCAUCUGUAACCCCAGCUGUCAGUAGACAGGCAGGACUGUAAAUUCGGGACUAGCCUGGAGCUACAUGGCAAGACCGUGACUCGAGAGAAGAAAAAAAAAUUAAUUUUUCUCAGUCCACAAUAACAUUGUUUUAGGAAGUGGAGAAAUGUUAGUUUCAUUUUAUGCAAAAAGUUCCCCAAAGCUAGUGUUCUGAGAGGCAUGUAGUAAGUGGUAUGGGACCUGCUGUUACUUGGUUUUGAUUUUUAAAAGAUCUGUUUAUCUUCAUGUUCCGUGUUUGGGUGUUUUAGCUGCAUGUGUGUCUGUGCACAUCAUGCAUGCAGCGUCCAUGGAGACCAGGAAAGGACAUCAGAUCCUCUGGAACUCAUGGAGGUGUGGGAACUGAACCCAGGUCCUCUGCCCGAGCAGCAAGUGCCCUUAAGCACUGAGCCAUCUCUGCAACCUGGUUUGGUGUGUCGAGGUGAGGUCUCACUGUGUGGCCCAUGCCGGCCUGGAACUUGAAACAGUCCCCUGUCAACCUCCUAAGUGCUGGGAUGGCAGAUGGGCACGAUUGUACCUGCAGCCUGGAUAGUUUUGGUUUUGCUUUUGGUGUUUAAGGACAUGAUUCUUCAUUUGGGAAAAAAAAAAGUCUUCAUAUAUUAAAAGUUUUUCCAGAACAAGAACAACAACUUUACUUUUUGCCACAUCUGCAAAAUGGAGCUUGGUCUCUGCCUUAAGCAGUGAGGUUUGUGUGAUGGUUGCCAAGCUGAACCAGGAGUUGCAGGAUAUACUUUGUUGCCAAAUGUCGCCCUCUUGUGUUGAGGUAAGUGGUCUCUGCUGGGUAACAUUUUUGAAGACAUGGCUGGGGAAAAAAAGCCCCAGUUUUUAGCAGAAUCCCUGUAUUGGGCAGAUACUAAAUAACUCUUCUCCGUUUGGGUCGGCUGGGUUGGCUUUAAAUCGCCCCUUCUUUCUAGAUCCUGCAUAGUGCUGUUUCCUGAAGAAAAGAAGAGUCUGUCUCAGUAUUUAUUCUUAGAAGGAGAGCCCAGUAAAUGCAGUCUGCCUUAAAACCGAUGUUAUUUUUUAAUUUGUAACCUUGAGCCGGUUACUUACCUCUCUGAGACCCCCCCCCCCCCAUCCCCGGGUAAAGUGGCCGUCAACAGCUCCUACCUCACAGGGGUGCUGUGAGGCUUGUACUAAAAUUGUGUUAGUGUACUGAUAAAAGCCAACCUAGGAGGAAAUUCAGAAGUCCAUCCUGUAGAUUAGAAUGUGUGAUGCAAUCGUGCACUACUUAGUAGACAGUUAACUGAGAAAACUCGUUUUUACAGAAGUACUUUGGAAAUAGCGGUGUUACUCGACUUUUUACUCUACUGUUUGUACCCUUCGGCAAGGAAAACAGGACGUAGCAUUAUUGGGAAUAAAGUACACCGAUUUCAGCAUUAAUGAAACUUCCCCAAAUACACUAUGUUCAUAUUAGAAAAGGAACAAAGAAAAUGGGGGCUGGGGGGAGUCCCAUCAUUCCUUGGAUGAAGAUGGUCUAAGUAGUAAAUGGAGAAAAGCAAUGGCAUGAGGACAGUCCAUAGGACCUCUUCAGUGUUCUUCCGAGGGAAAGCUGGAGAAGCGUUCACAGACCACAGUCGUGACGAGAAGAGUGUGGAGAGCAGACAGUUCUGACGCCCGUUUGUACAGGCAGACUCUUGAUAUUGAAACCUGGAUUCCUGACGAAUACUUGAUGGGUAUUUUUGUGGUGACUGUGCUAAAAAUCGGUCAUGUGGAGAACUUUAAUGUAACUUGUGUGUUUUUGUGCACUUAAACUAAAUAUAUAUGUCUGUGGCGUUUCAUUAUAAUAAGUUGUUAAAUUCCUAGGAGUGCACCCUGUAAAUGCUUCUGUGCUGAACCGCA